Dama dama (fallow deer) is the source of this 1051-nucleotide messenger RNA. It is a transcript of the gene ZNF597, whose product is annotated as zinc finger protein 597. NCBI's taxonomy places the organism in Eukaryota, Metazoa, Chordata, Mammalia, Artiodactyla, Cervidae. Gene Ontology annotation, molecular function: DNA-binding transcription factor activity, RNA polymerase II-specific; RNA polymerase II cis-regulatory region sequence-specific DNA binding. Bases 1 to 990 code for a protein of 329 amino acids. The transcript has 4 exons. The record is from RefSeq and is a predicted model, not a curated record. Gene Ontology annotation, biological process: regulation of transcription by RNA polymerase II.
AUGCUUGGGAAAACCGAGGGAAACUACAUCUCCCAGAAUACCCGGGCAGAGCUGCGGAAAAGCUCGAGGGUGGACAGCGUCACGCGGCUUUCCGGGCAGGACUGUUCUUUCUCCUCCCUUAUGUGCCCCGAGGUCCCCGUGGCGACUGGAAGAAAGCACUAUCACCACCCCACCCCACCCCACCCCCAAGAUGGCAUCCACACUCCCUACAACCGAGGCCCAGAUAAUCAGCAGCUACAUCUAGAAUCUAUGGGACUUGAAGAGCUUGCCUUAGAAAAAUGUUCCCUUGCUGUGCCCCUCAUCUGUUACCCAGAAAAGUCUUCUGAGCAUGGAGCUGGAAACUUUGAAAGGAAAAUAUCAGGUGGAACUCCUGCUUGCACGAAAAGGUUCAGAAGCCUUUUAGUUACCAUUGAAAACCAUACCCCAUUGAUAGAACUAGCUCAAAGUUUAGGAACCAGAGCACUUCCUGAAAUUCUUCCAUUUCCCGAAGAAGGAACCAAAAAGUCAUACAAGUGUCCUGAAUGUGAUCAAAGCUUCAGUCAUAGUUCAUGCCUCGUUUUGCAUCAGAAAACACACGCAGGAAAGAAAAAGUGUAAAUGUGAUGACUGCAGGAAGAUUUUCAAUCACAGAUCCAACCUGAGAGCUCACAAGAUAAUCCACACUGGCGAGAAGCCAUAUAAGUGUGCACAGUGCGGCGGCAGCUUCCGCCGGCCCUCGCACCUGUCUCAGCACAGGAAGGCUCACCCAAAGGAGAAAAUCCACAGGUGUGGCAUAUGUGGAAGGGGGUUCACGAGGCUCCGGGGACUGUCACAGCAUCAGAAAACCCACACUGCCACAAAAGCCAGCAAUAAAUAUGUCGGUCAGAAAACAAAUCUGGCUUUGCCUGAGGAAAAGCACGGGUCAGCCGCCCAGCAGCCGUGCAGUCCCGGCAGGAAAUGCUUUGGGCAGCCCUCAUACCCCUGCCCGGGAGAGGCCACAAGGACAAUCUGAACACUAUAGCAAUUGGGGGGAAAUUUUGCUUUCCUUCUCAAAAUUCAAACCCUUAAAGUGU